Molecule: messenger RNA, 3160 nt
Organism: Ochotona curzoniae (black-lipped pika)
Lineage: Eukaryota; Metazoa; Chordata; Mammalia; Lagomorpha; Ochotonidae
Gene: MCU
Product: mitochondrial calcium uniporter
Exons: 8
Coding region: 21-1073 (350 amino acids)
Biological process (GO): calcium import into the mitochondrion; mitochondrial calcium ion homeostasis
Cellular component (GO): mitochondrial inner membrane; uniplex complex
Molecular function (GO): uniporter activity; calcium channel activity
Source: RefSeq, a predicted model, not a curated record
GCGCCGUUUCCAGUUGAGAGAUGGCGGCCGCCGCAGGUAGAUCGCUCCUGCUGCUGCUCUCCUCCCGGGGCGGCGGCGGGGGCGCCGGCGGCUGCGGGGCACUGACUGCCGGCUGCUUCCCCGGGCUGAGCGUCAGCCGCCACCGGCAGCAGCAGCACCACCGGACGGUACACCAGAGGCUGUCUUCCUGGCAAAAUUUAGGAGCUGUGUAUUGCAGCACUGUUGUGCCCUCUGAUGAUGUGACAGUGGUUUACCAGAACGGACUGCCUGUGAUAUCCGUGAGGCUGCCGUCCCGGCGCGAGCGCUGCCAGUUCACGCUCAAGCCCAUCUCCGACUCUGUGGGUGUGUUUUUACGACAACUGCAGGAAGAAGACCGGGGAAUCGACAGAGUUGCAGUCUACUCACCAGAUGGGGUACGCGUUGCUGCUUCCACGGGAAUAGACCUCCUCCUCCUUGAUGACUUCAAGCUGGUCAUCAAUGACUUCACGUAUCAUGUGCGGCCACCAAAGAGAGACCUCCUAAGCCAUGAAAAUGCUGCCACGCUGAACGACGUGAAGACACUCGUCCAGCAGCUGUACACCACACUGUGCAUCGAGCAGCACCAGCUGAACAAGGAGAGGGAGCUCAUCGAGAGAUUAGAGGCGCUCAAAGAGCAGCUGGCUCCCCUGGAAAAGGUACGAAUUGAGAUUAGCAAAAAAGCUGAGAAGAGAACCACCUUGGUGCUAUGGGGUGGCCUUGCCUACAUGGCCACACAGUUUGGCAUUUUGGCCCGGCUUACCUGGUGGGAAUAUUCCUGGGACAUCAUGGAGCCCGUCACCUACUUCAUCACUUACGGAAGUGCCAUGGCAAUGUAUGCGUAUUUUGUAAUGACACGCCAGGAAUAUGUUUAUCCAGAAGCCAGAGACAGACAAUAUUUACUAUUUUUCCAUAAAGGAGCCAAAAAGUCACGUUUCGAUCUAGAGAAAUACAACCAACUCAAGGAUGCAAUUGCUCAGGCAGAAAUGGACCUUAAACGACUGAGAGACCCAUUACAAGUACAUCUGCCCCUUCGACAAAUUGGGGAAAAAGAUUGAUUUGCAGAGUCUUGGGUUCCCGGCAGAAAGAGCCUGUUUCUAACUCUUGCCUUUUUAAUGAAAGCAUUGCAGGUGGAAGCGAGGGGCCAUGUCCGGGUAGAGAGCUUUUACCUUUAAUCAUAAAACAAAAACACAAAGGAUCUUGGGGGGUGGCGAGUAAGGAAAUGUUAAAAUCUGAGGAUCAGGUAUUGUGGAAUAUAAGCUCCAAGGGCUUAGUAAAAUAAUGUCUUAAUCAAGCAUCUCAGUUUCUGGAUGAAAGUGAUGCAGUUACACAAUUGAGAGAUUCAUAAAGGGAAAAUGCUGCUGGGGUGUGUAUUUCUUGCAUCUUUGCAGGGUCAGCAAAACAGUAACACACCAGCACCCUACUCUAAUUUUGUUUUUUAUUUAACUUUUCUUAUUUUGACAUAGGAGUAAAUAAAUUAUCAGAAAUGCAAAUCCUUGUGGUACGUGGAUAGUAAACAGAGCCUGAGCCCAUAUCAUUAGUUCCAUUUCAGAUGGGACCCAGGCUCUGCCAGGUUACCAGGGAAUGUUGCCCAUCUCGGCCCUUUUUCUGACCAUCCACCUAUUCCUGUUGGUGACACUAAUUUUAUGCACGUGACCCUUAGGAUUGAUGUGUUGGAUUAUCCCGUAAUACCUUCUUCUCUGUCAGUGUAUCCUGGUUCUCUGGAUCGGUCUUUAGAAAUCAAUGGUAACACUGCAUGAGGUUUUGGCUUUGCCUUUUUUUUUUUUUAACCUGAUUAGUCUUUGAGAGGAAGGAAAAUUUCUCUUCUUUCUGGACUCUUCCCCUGGUAUUCCCAAGUCCCUUCCCUGCUCAAAGCAAAGGAGGGGUGCCUAGCUGUCUUACCAAAUCAGGAAGAUGUUGUAAGGUUAACGAAUUGGCUAGAAAUCAUGGCUCUGUAUAGCCAUUUCAGAACCCAAAUAAUGUCCCUGCUGUUAGUCUGCCUGUGGCACUGUUCCAGGCCACCUGGCUGCCCCCGCCUGGCCUGGAGGCUUGGGAAGUCACCAAGGCAGUAAGCACACUGGUACCUGCAUUGAUGGGGAGCCCGCCUCCAGUCCAGCAAUCAGGGGUGGGGACCUCAAAGGUGCAACUUACAUUUCUAUGGCUUCCUACCCUCUGCACCCUAUUUUUUUUUUUCUUAUCUUAAAUUGCAAGAAAGAAGAAUUGAUCUUACAACUCUCAGCGAGUUUUCUGCCUCUGUGCGAAUGUGCACUUGUAGAGCCAGGUGGAAUCCUGUCCAGUGGUCUGCCCGUGACCGCCGUGGGGCGGGGUAGCAGGGGUGGCAGGGGCCUGCCACGCGGCUGGCUGUAUCUUGUCUUCCUCAAGAUUCCUCCCGCCUCAUUGUGGCAAGGGGGUUUCCCCUCCUCCCCUUCCUGCUUCAGGAUCAUUGUGUAUGAAAAGAAAACCCCAGACCCCAGGUGCCUGGCAGAGGUUGAAGGCCAAGCCAGGACUGCUGCUCCCGCUGCCUGCCGCCUGCCACUGCCACCACCUCCAGGCAGGAGGACUGAGAGGAUGCAUGCCUCCCCACAUUUCCCCUUCCCACUUCCUGCCCCCUUUCUUUUUGUUAAAUCGUACGGAUUAUUUUUAAUACCAUUUCUCCUGUUUGUGCCAAGAGUUUUAAAGAAGGAAACAGCCGAGUGCAGUGCACAGAUCCUUGUGGGAUAUGUGGGAGGCAAGGGAAGGAGAAUGGGAGAAAGGUCCUGUAAAGAAAUACCAAAACACAGAACAGUGUACAAUCCUGUAUCAUUUAUGAAAUAUGUAUAAAAAGCAACGUACCUUCCGGAACAAUAAAUACUUAUUCAAUUUUUGAAACAAAGCUUCUUAUUCUUUAAAAUAUUUAUAUACAAAACUUUGUUCCUAGGACCUGUUAUUUACUUAUUUGUUUAAUGUGAAAGGCACAGACAGACAUCAACACAGAUCUCCCAUCCACUGGUGUCAUUCUCAAAAGGCAGAGCUUGGCCACCCAGUGCCAGGAGCAGGAGCUCAAUCCGGGUCUCCCACGUGUGUGGCAGGAACCCAGCUUGUUGAGUCAUCACCAGCAACUCCCCUCAGCGUGCAUUAGCACACACCUGGGAUCAGAGCAGUGAGA